Messenger RNA from Rana temporaria (common frog), 2050 nucleotides. RefSeq names its product RB binding protein 4, chromatin remodeling factor (gene RBBP4). The transcript is spliced from 12 exons. Lineage: Eukaryota; Metazoa; Chordata; Amphibia; Anura; Ranidae. Gene Ontology annotation, molecular function: histone binding. Gene Ontology annotation, biological process: regulation of gene expression. The record is from RefSeq and is a predicted model, not a curated record. The coding region runs from base 190 to 1470 and encodes 426 amino acids. Gene Ontology annotation, cellular component: ESC/E(Z) complex; NuRD complex; nucleus.
CGUCGCGGCUCUCGUCUCCGAUUGGUUCGGGUUGGCGCGAAGGUGCGCGACUCCGAGACACGGGGGAGGCGGGAAACAAUAGCAGGAGGAGCAGGCCGGAGCGCCGGGGAUUGUGGUAAGAAGCUGGCCUGAGGAGCGGCGACGGAAGGUGUGCGCGGCAGAGGACGGAGGCUGCUUUCUGACAGCGCUAUGGCGGACAAGGAGGCUGCAUUUGACGAUGCUGUGGAAGAGCGGGUUAUCAAUGAAGAGUACAAGAUCUGGAAGAAGAACACUCCUUUCCUCUAUGACUUGGUAAUGACCCAUGCCCUGGAGUGGCCCAGUCUAACAGCUCAGUGGCUCCCAGAUGUCACCAGGCCUGAAGGAAAAGAUUUUAGUAUCCAUCGCUUGGUUCUUGGAACUCACACCUCUGAUGAACAGAAUCACCUUGUGAUUGCCAGUGUGCAGCUUCCUAAUGAUGAUGCUCAGUUCGAUGCAUCUCACUAUGAUAGUGAGAAAGGAGAGUUUGGAGGCUUUGGCUCAGUCAGUGGUAAAAUAGAAAUUGAGAUUAAAAUUAACCAUGAAGGAGAGGUAAACAGAGCUCGCUACAUGCCUCAAAACCCCUGCAUCAUUGCAACCAAAACCCCAUCCAGUGAUGUCCUUGUGUUUGACUACACUAAACACCCAUCCAAGCCAGAUCCUUCAGGAGAGUGUAAUCCAGAUCUUAGGCUUCGUGGUCACCAAAAGGAAGGCUAUGGAUUGUCCUGGAAUCCUAACCUCAGUGGGAAUUUACUUAGUGCAUCUGAUGAUCAUACUAUUUGCCUAUGGGAUAUCAGUGCAGUCCCCAAGGAAGGAAAAGUUGUAGAUGCCAAGACCAUCUUCACAGGACAUACUGCAGUGGUGGAAGAUGUUUCCUGGCACUUACUACAUGAGUCUUUGUUUGGAUCAGUGGCAGAUGACCAGAAGCUCAUGAUAUGGGAUACCCGGUCUAACAACACAUCAAAGCCUAGCCAUUCUGUAGAUGCUCACACAGCAGAAGUCAACUGCCUUUCUUUCAAUCCCUACAGUGAAUUUAUCUUGGCCACUGGGUCAGCAGACAAGACUGUUGCUUUGUGGGAUCUGCGUAAUCUUAAGCUCAAAUUGCAUUCCUUCGAAUCCCAUAAGGAUGAGAUUUUCCAGCAGGUACAAUGGUCUCCACAUAAUGAAACUAUACUGGCAUCCAGUGGCACUGACCGAAGACUGAAUGUUUGGGAUUUAAGCAAAAUUGGAGAGGAGCAGUCCCCAGAGGAUGCAGAAGAUGGUCCACCAGAACUAUUGUUUAUUCACGGAGGACAUACAGCAAAAAUUUCUGACUUCUCAUGGAAUCCAAAUGAACCAUGGGUGAUCUGCUCUGUUUCUGAAGAUAAUAUUAUGCAAGUCUGGCAGAUGGCUGAGAACAUCUACAAUGAUGAAGACACGGAGGGUGGUGUGGAUCCUGAGGGCCAGGGAUCCUAGACAUGUCUCUUCCCCUGGUGCAAUGUUGUCUCACCAGAUCAAUCUCUGUAUGCAGCACUUGGACAUUGAUAACCUUCUUGUGCUUAAAAAGUGCAAGCUGACUCCAUAUCUCCAUCACCUAAACUUGCUUUUAUUCAUCUUAGAAAAACUGUCCCUCCGUUUUAUUUUAUAUAUAAAUAUUUUAUAUAAGAAUGCGAUUUUAACAAUGCGUCCAUUACAAGAGUGGUUUUAAGCAAAGCAAGAAAAGGAUAAAUGGCAUCAGUUGUGUGACACCAUACCUUCAAGUGCAACUGUCAUUUUUGGAGUCUUGGACCAAGCUGCUUCAUGCAAACAUUCCUUAUUUUUCCACUGGAAAAGUCAACUGCUUCUAUUACAAUCAUGGACAUCUUCCCAACAGUUUCCCUCACCCGUAUUGUUGCAUUUUUAUUUGAAGUAUGUAUUGUAAUUUAGACUUGUCAUCAACUGUUUAGUUGUGCUUAACAGUUUAAAGGGAGAGCACUAAUAUCCCUUUUAUUGUGUUUAUUUGGCUGUAUGUGGUGGAUGAGCACCUCACAUAAAAUAAAUAGCUUGUUUUUCUACA